Molecule: messenger RNA, 2320 nt
Organism: Filobasidium floriforme
Lineage: Eukaryota; Fungi; Basidiomycota; Tremellomycetes; Filobasidiales; Filobasidiaceae
Exons: 3
Coding region: 41-2227 (728 amino acids)
Source: RefSeq, a predicted model, not a curated record
GUCCCUAGCAGUAUUGCGAUAUGGAGCAACGUCGAUCAAGAUGGAGCAGGUCAGACCAGCCGCAAUCAUGACGUACCCUCACGAUCUGCCGACAAUCUUCUUACCUCCUCUUCCUCGCCAGUCGCUCAACACCCUCUCCCCGCUCACGCCAGACAUCAUCACCUCACAUGUCGCUCAUCUCCGUACCCUCCUUGUUCCCUCGAUAUAUGGCGUCGACAUCGCCGCGUCGAACACUAAGGCCGGGUCCAGCUCCAAGGCAGCAGCACAGGACGGAGCACAGUCGCCUGUGACUUCACCUUUGAGCCGAAGCGUCGAGUCGAGCGCUUCGCAUAUCUCGGCGGCUAGCCAAAGCUCGACGACUCCUCGUGACAGCGAGGCAGGUCAUGUCGUUCUGGACGAAUUCGAAAGAGACUGGGCAGAGAAAUGGCUUCACGGCCUAAUUACCCGUGGAGAAGGAUGGUUAGCUGAAGUGGAACCCGAAGAGGAUCAAGACGAUGAUGAACUCGAGCUGGAGCAGGGACGGACAGCUGAGAUGGAUGAGUCAACCGAGGCGGAAUGGGCAGCUUAUACAGCGAGGGAAAAGGUGUUAAUGGACGCAAGUGCGCUGAUAAGCAGCCUGGCUGGAUGUGCGGCGGGAGGCGGUAUCACCCGGGAUCUGGUCUUUCCCCUCAAUCUCUCUCGGUCCAAACACGUAGAAGACGCAUCUUAUCACGAGCGCAAAAAUACUCAAGCAGACACGGACCCUUCAACAGCCGCUUCCGAGAUUGUCCUCAAGAUCUAUGAUGCACCUCUUUCCGAUCAUACCUCUGUAGGCGUUCAGACAUGGGGAUCCGCGAUUCUUCUAGGGAGGAUCUAUGCGCUUGACCCUUGGAAGUACCUCAUGCCGUCCGAUCUUCCCUCUUCGUCGACACCGCCAGAGGGUGUGACAAGAGAUCCUAGGAUCCUGGAAUUAGGAGCGGGAACGGGGGUCAUGUCCAUCCUAACACGCCGGAUAUUGGAUCAUAUCGGGAUGAAGGGGCGAGGCAAGGUACUGGCCACGGAUUAUCAUCCUUUGGUCCUCGAGAAUCUGAGCAAGUGUAUUCGAUUGAACUUUCCCAACGACGGGGAAGCUAGGGAGCACCCGGAUGGGCACACAAAGAAGGGGUCGAAACGCCGGUCGAGGUCCAGGUCGAUCUUGAGCGCUGGAUCUGGUUCGGCGGAAGUGCAGCACAAGAGAGGCAAUGCUGUUGGUGGUACGGGAGUUCCAGGCCUCGAGUCCAUGUUGCUGGAUUGGAGCACCUUCCCUGGGAUCGUGGACGAAUGGUCUGGUUCGACUCAGACGACCUCUACGAAUACGCCAGCAAAUGGACCGGGAGACUGGACCUUGCCCGAGUCCAUCUCUCACACGGAUUCCUUGUUGACGGAACAGAUGAGGGACACGCUGAAUUCUCCUUGGGAUCUUAUCAUCGCUGCUGAUUGCGUGUAUGAUACACGACAUGCGGGGAUGAUCCGGGAUGUGGUGAAAUGGUGUUUGCGGCUCCCCGAGUUGAAUGAGCGGGACGAGAUAGUGAGAGAAGGAGGAGUUCUGCACCUGUUGAGCCCCAUCAGACCGACAUAUGCCGCAGAGACGGAAUCUAUCGUGCGGGCGUUCCCAGCUUCGCACCUGCUGCCUUCUCGUGCCGAGAGAAGAGCGCGACAUGAAGCGCUGCGGAAGAACCCCUCCAACGAAAUCGUAGCCGGAUCAAACGGUCUGUUGUCAACACUAUCUGCACGUCUAAGCAGGCUUCAUACCAACACGACGUCUUCGAGCGGACGGAGCACACCCAACAACGACAUGCAUACGAGACAACAUGUGCCUUCCACCAACAAUUCGUCGGGUCGGGCUACCCCUCGUAGUUCUGCACCCAUAUCAUCAGCUAUGACAGGAGGAACGGCGACGAAGACGACGACGACGACGACGACGACGACAUAUAGUCCGCAGACGAGCCGACAAUCCGGAACCGAAUCCAAAUCAGAAACAUCACUGGAACCCGCCUCUGACAGUGGGCCGACUGAACCGCUCGAUCACCAAGUUGAUCCCUUUGGCCUCGCGGUUGACAUGGAAGAGAUCCUCGCCGAGGACAUGGGGAGCGGUCGGUCUGGCAGUUGGGUCUUGGCGACAACGCAGAGGCGCGAGCUGCAGCGAAUGCGUGGGAGCGGGAGGAGCGACGAAGUAGAAUAUUGGUGGUGGGAGAUACGGUGGUGUUGACUGGGCACGAGCGGAUUAUAUGAUCCGGGACCCGAACGAUGCGACUCCGUUGCAAUUAUCGAGCGCGACAUGAUGAACGGGACUAGUGUUUCU